AUGGCUUCAAAAAUUGAACAACAUGAAGUUGGAAAAUUUGUGCCAAAAGAAGAAGAUGUUCUGCAGAGGCACGUUGCUUUCUUUGACCGGAAUCAUGAUGGGAUAGUUUAUCCUUGGGAAACCUUUCAGGGUUUCAGAGCAAUCGGUUGCGGCUUCAUCUUGUCCACAGCUGCUGCCUUUCUGGUAAACAUGAAAAUGAGUUCCAAAACUCGCCAGGGAAGACUUCCAAAUCCUCUAUUCCCAAUUGUGGUUAAAAAUAUCCACAAAGCCAAACAUGGCAGUGAUUCUGGCGCCUAUGACUCUGAAGGAAGGUUUGUUCCUUCGAAGUUUGAAGAAAUAUUCAGCAAGCAUGCACGUACACACCAAAAUGCUUUGACAUCAGAUGAAGUAAAGGCAAUGCUCAAGGCCAACCGAGAACCUAGGGAUCUCCAAGGAUGGUUUUCGAGCUUCACAGAAUGGAAGCUGUUGCACUAUUUAUGCAAAGACAAAAAUGGAUUGUUACAAAAAGAUACAGUAAGAGCCAUUUAUGAUGGAAGCUUGUUCGAACGAUUAGAGAAGGAGAGAGGAACAACCAAAAAGAAAGGUUUCAGUCUGUUCUCGUUCUUAUUCUUCGUCAUCCUCUUGGCUUCUUUUGCUUUGUCAUCAAUCAGUAAACCUGAAGGAGUAGGAAAAUUUGUGCCAAACGAAGAAGAUGUGCUGCAGAGGCACGUUGCUUUCUUUGAUCGGAAUCAUGAUGGGAUAGUUUAUCCGUGGGAAACCUUUCAGGGAUUUAAAGCAAUCGGUUCUGGCGUCGUCGUGUCCACAGUUGCUGCCUUUCUGGUCAACAUGAAAAUCGGUCCCCAAACUCGUCCGGGAAGGUUUCCUAAUCCUCUAUUCCCAAUUGAGGUUAAAAAUAUCCACAAGGCCAAACAUGGCAGCGAUUCUGGUGUCUAUAAUUCUGAAGGAAGGUUUGUUCCUUCAAAGUUUGAAGAGAUAUUCAGCAAGCAUGCACGUACACACCAAAAUGCUUUGACCUCAGAUGAAAUAACAGCAAUGCGCAAGGCCAACCGAGAACCUAACGAUCGCCAAGGAUGGUUUUCGAGCUUCACAGAAUGGACGCUGUUGAAUUAUCUAGGUAAAGACAAAAAUGGAUUGUUGCAGAAAGAUACAGUAAGAAGUGUUUACGAUGGAAGCCUGUUUGAACGAUUAGAGAAGGAGAGAGAAUCGGCCAAAAAGAAAGCAUGA
This is a messenger RNA of Mangifera indica (mango), 1224 nucleotides long. RefSeq lists its product as uncharacterized. Lineage: Eukaryota; Viridiplantae; Streptophyta; Magnoliopsida; Sapindales; Anacardiaceae. The coding region runs from base 1 to 1224 and encodes 407 amino acids. The record is from RefSeq and is a predicted model, not a curated record. Gene Ontology annotation, molecular function: monooxygenase activity; calcium ion binding. The transcript is spliced from 12 exons.